AUGUCUCAUCCGGGCCGUCUUGAAGGCAAGACAGCGAUCAUUACAGGCGCUGGUAUGGGCUUAGGUGAAGGCAUAACACGCAAGUUCAUCGAAGAAGGUGCCAACGUCCUGCUCUUCGAGAUCUCGGCCGAGCACGGACAGAACGUCGCCAACCAGUUCGCGAAAGAUAAGGCCGCGUUCUUCAAGGGCGAUGUCACUAACUUGGACCACUGGGAGGCAGCAUUGAAAGCAUGUCUUGACAAAUUCGGCAAGCUCGAUAUCGUCGUCAACAACGCGGGCGUUGUUCACAGGGCUGGCCCAUCCCAUGACGUGCCAAGAUCAGAAUACGAUCGCAUCAUGAACAUCAAUGUGUCGCCGUUGUACCAGAGCGCCAAAGUCAUAGCUCCAUACUUCGUCAAGCAGAAACAAGGCGUCUUCGUCAACAUCUCUUCCAUUUCUGCUCCGCGGCCACGCCCGAACCUGGUCUGGUAUGCCGGGUCAAAGGGGGCAGUCUCGGCCAUCACCAAAGGCCUAGCUGCCGAACUUGGGCCCAGUGGAAUCAGAUGUAACGCUAUCUGUCCGGUUGUUGCAGAGACAGGCAUGGUGUCGAGUGUUCUAGGAGGAACUGACACCCUCGAGGGCAGAGCAGGGCUGACGAAAGCUAUUCCCUUGGGCAGAUUUGCCACGCCGCAGGACAUCGGCAAUGCGGCGUGCUGGCUUGCGAGUGAUGAGGCGAGUUUUAUCACAGGUAUUGAAUUGCCUGUUGACGGUGGUAGAGCGCUCAAUUAG
This is a messenger RNA of Recurvomyces mirabilis, 768 nucleotides long. RefSeq lists its product as uncharacterized. Gene Ontology annotation, molecular function: oxidoreductase activity. The transcript has 2 exons. The coding region runs from base 1 to 768 and encodes 255 amino acids. The record is from RefSeq and is a predicted model, not a curated record. NCBI's taxonomy places the organism in Eukaryota, Fungi, Ascomycota, Dothideomycetes, Mycosphaerellales, Teratosphaeriaceae.